AUGCAUGAGGAGGGCACGUCACCAUCGAAAGCACCAACCAUUGCAAACUUGUUGGUGACGGGAGACUCGCCAUCCGACACCACGAUUCAUGACCGGUCACAGUUCAGCCAACACCAAUCCUUGUCCCAAAGUCCGUCAGACCCUUCCUCCAUCACAGACAUAAUGUUCAACAUUACCAGUCCAGCGGUGCAAGAGCCAGUCAUGACCAUGCCGGAGCCGGUAAUCGUGGGAAUCAAUAUGCCCAAUUACUCUAUGGACAUGCCGGAACUCGAGCAGAUGCGCACAUUUCCCACUUCGGUACCGUUACCGGACCUGGACGGGGAUCUCGAGUUUCUCGACUUCUUUGAUCCCUUCCUGGGUAUGGAACCCAAGCUCAUGGGCAAUUUUGCCAUUCCGCCAGUACGGAGAGAUUCAGACAGCUGGUCGCCCUUGGAGCAUUUCUCCUCUUCCAGUCAGACAUCGAUGCAGGACUACGGCUUCCUCCAGCCACUCCAGACCCUUCGCCCACUUGCACCGGCCAUACAAGUGUCGACGGGAUUUACGACGGGCAAUCCUCACGAAGCCGACUUCGCAUCUCUGCCUCUGCCAGGCGACGAACAAUUCAAUGAAAAUGUGUCGACGCCCCUGAACACUUUCCCAGCGCCGUCCCCAGUGGUGACGCUUCCCCCAAUCGAUGAGCUCGACAAGAUCUCCAAGCCGACGCUGGCUCGCACACCGUUCACGAAGCCUCCUGCUCCAAUCUUUACAGAGCAGAUGCGCACCAACCUGCUGAACGAAAUCAAAGAGCGGCUCACAUCGAAGGAGUUGACGAGAUUCACGCUCCCCAGUGCAUCCGCAUUGCAAAAGUGUAUCCGGACCGCCAUCGACAGUUUCCACGUUCACAUGCCCAUCUUGCACCUGCAGACUAUGAACUUUACAUCGGCCCCCUCGCCGCUUGUUCUGAUCAUCUGUGCCAUCGGUGCGCUCUAUCGAUUGGAGAGAAAGAUCGCAGAACAACUCUAUCAGAAAGCAUACCAACUUCUUGCCGUGAGGUCGAAGGAGAGCAAAGAACAAGCCAAUCGGCCGAGUAUGUCGGAUGACUGGAUUCCUCCACCAUCCCAGGAAGCGAAAGUUGAUCCCGAGCUCCUAUGGAGAAGUCAAGCACGCCUGCUUAUCAAGAUGUUUGCGACGUUCUGCGGAGUCAUCACCGUCGUCACGGAGGCCCUCAGUGAGUUGGGUGACUUCCUCAUUGAUUUCCGUCUGCUAGCCCCCAUGGUAAAAGCGGGCAAGGGAAACCAGGAGAACCUCACAUGGGAAGAAUGGGUCCACAGAGAGAGCAUCAAAAGGCUUCUAUACGGACACAUCCUGUACGGCAAUCUUGUCACCAUGACGUACGGCAUAGCCCCAGGCUAUUCUGUCGUGUCGGACGGCUACAUCGAGAUGCCAUGCGACCAAAGUCUGUGGGAUGCGCAGACAGCGGAGCAGUGGGCCUCCAUCGCGAGCGUCAGGGGCAAGAGUUCGCCGCUCUCGCUGCGAGACGCCGUCUCUACGCUCAUGUACGAAAACAUCCCGAAACCAGUCCCGGCGCACUGCUGGUCAUGGUCUCCAUUCGCGGUCAGCGCCGUCAUCAACGCCGUCUCGAUCCAGCUCUGGCACAUCUCUCAGGGAUCGUACUUCCUCGGCGAGCUGUCCAGCAUGGGCAAGCCGCAGGACGCCUUGAAAUCCCAGAAUCUGAUACAAGCCGAAGCGGCGCUCACCCGGUGCCGCUCCCUCAUCACUCAGGCACGCACCGACGCGGAUUAUGCCUGGACCGACGCCGAGGGACCGCUGCUGUUCAACUGCCUCGCGCUGUUGCGCGUAACCUACUGCCGCACCUUCGCGGGCACCGGCAGCGCCGACUCGACGAUCCUCUUCAAAUCCACCCAGGAUGACCUUCUGGAGUCCAUCGAGGAUUUCGUGGCCGCGCCGCAGGAGCGCAGCGACAUGAUCACGCGGGCGGUCAGCCGUGCGUUCGAGGGCAUGUUGAUCCCUUACAAGAUGGGCACGCCGCUCAUCCAGAAGACCGCCGCGCUGACGUGGGCCAUCGAACACGCCCUCGCCGGUUGGGACGCCGCCCUGCUCGUGACCAAGUGGGUGCACGUCAUCGAGAUCGAGACCUCCCAGGCGGGUGGCGUCAUCACCGAGCUGGAGGAGCAGACCAUGGCCACCAUCCGUAACCUGACGUCCGAGUUCGAGUUCGAGAACGCCACGGGCGACAUAGUCUUCAAGACCGUGGCGGCCAAGCUGACCAUGUACUGGGCAAAGUUUUAUGACGACACCUGGGUCUGGGGCGUCACGCCACGGAUGGGCUUCACUCUCAGGGAGUUGGCGAGCAUCUAUGAGACGAACACACCUCGGAGUUAG
Molecule: messenger RNA, 2382 nt
Organism: Exophiala spinifera
Lineage: Eukaryota; Fungi; Ascomycota; Eurotiomycetes; Chaetothyriales; Herpotrichiellaceae
Exons: 3
Coding region: 1-2382 (793 amino acids)
Biological process (GO): DNA-templated transcription; regulation of transcription by RNA polymerase II
Cellular component (GO): chromatin
Molecular function (GO): DNA-binding transcription factor activity, RNA polymerase II-specific; zinc ion binding; RNA polymerase II cis-regulatory region sequence-specific DNA binding
Source: RefSeq, a predicted model, not a curated record